GACAUCCCACGAUCACUAGCUAGAAUUCGAGCGGGGAAGUGACGCUUUCUUCCAAAGUCUUUCCCCAUCCGUAUCCGCCGGAACACACAACUUCGUGCAAUUGGAGUCCCUUGAUGUCAGUCAGCAGCAGUUUUGCCACCACCUCUCCUGAUUCUCUUCUCUGCUGCACUUGGCGACCAUAUCGGCCGUCAGGGAAAGAAAUGCCAACGGGAUGAGGGGAUCGUAGGCCAUGUAAAUACAAAAUGUAAAAUGUUUACGAGUUCAUCGACACAUUGAAGUGCAGUUCGCUUUUCGAUUGUCGCAGUUAUGGUUCCAAUCGAAUCCCGUCCGUGUGUUUUAUCCAGCACCGUCUCUAGCCUCGGGAAAAUGUACCCGACUAUUCUUGAUAGCAUUUUUUUCGCAAACAAAAGAAGACACCCGAAAAAACAAUAAAAGAGCACGACAGAAGGAUCGGUGAGUUUAUCUCUCCGUGUGUUAUCCAGGUGCCCCCGCCUCAUGGAGAAGGUUGGCAAGGUGUGGAGCAACCUUAAGAAGGGAUGUCAAUCUCUGCUCCACACAGAUGGGGGUUCUCGAAUUGAAACGCCACCACAGCUUCAACCGCAAACAGACACAGUAUGCCAGAGUGUGAACAAGGCCCAGGGAGACAACACACUGGAGGCUUCUAGUCCUUCUAGCAGUGUGGCGACACUCCCUCUAGUGGCAUGGAGGACCGGUGGGAGUGUGACACGACAUAACUGUGUAGUGGAUGCACCCCAGAUACUAGAGAUCACAGUCGAGCAGGAUACCGAAGAUGCUCGUGCUCCCUUGGGAGCCCGCAGAGACUCUUACUCACGUCAUGCACCUUGGAGUGGAAAGAAGAGACACUCUUGUUCCACUAAGGCUCAGAGUUCUCUGGAGACCACAGAUCGGCGAUCAGGCCGGUCUCGUCGCAGACAUGGGACUGGUAGCAGCCGUGAGGAGCUGGAGUCAGGGGGAACACGCUCCCUACGACAGCAGAUUCAUGAUACAGUGGGCCUGUGCCUCCCACUGCGCUCAUCCUCUCGGAACAGUCACCUUCCACCACCCAAACGUAAGAUACAAAUCACAGAGCUGAUGCUGGAGACGUGCCCCUUCGCACCAGGAUCAGACCUUGCCCGAAAAUGGCACCUCAUUAAACAGCACACAGCACCAGUCACAGUGACACCAGUAGAUUCAUCCUCAGAUGCUUCCGGUGCUACCUGUGCAUCGCCAGAAGAUGAGGAGGAGCGCUUGAGAGAGAGAAGACGACUCAGCAUCGAGGAGGGUGUUGACCCACCUCCAGAUGCCCAAAUCCACACAGUGGAGGCUAUCACAGCCCCUCUGGCUUCCCUUUAUAAACUGGGACCUAAGUUGGCCCCUGGAAUGGGUGAAGCCCAAGGUGAUAGUCUGGGGGCAACAGCAGCUAACUGUGACUCUGAGGAUGACGAUACCACCACUCUUUGCUUGCAAGCUCGCAGACCCAAGCAGCGACACGGUUCGGCGGAGGGCCACCUGAGCAGCAAGCAACAGGGGCCUUGGAAGGUACACACUCAGAUUGACUACAUCCACUGCUUGGUUCCAGAUCUGCUACAGAUCACAGCACUUUCCUGCUACUGGGGUGUGAUGGACCGUUAUGAGGCUGAAGCGCUGCUGGAUGGUCGCCCAGAGGGAACCUUUCUCCUGCGAGACUCGGCUCAAGAAGACUACCUGUUUUCUGUUAGCUUCCGCCGCUAUGGCCGUUCGCUGCAUGCACGCAUUGAGCAGUGGAAUCACAACUUCAGCUUUGAUGCACACGACCCUUGCGUGUUCCAUGCAGCCACCGUUACUGCACUCUUGGAACACUACAAGGACCCUAGCGCUUGCAUGUUCUUUGAACCGUUGCUCACUGUGCCUCUGCACCGGACUUUCCCAUUUGGCCUGCAAAGCCUGGCUCGAUCAGCCAUUUGCAAUGGGAUCACCUACGAUGGCAUCGGGGCACUGCCACUGCCCCCUGCUCUGCAGGAACACCUCAGGGAGUAUCACUAUAAGCAGAGGGUGCGCGUACGCUGGCUUGAGAGGGAGCCAGUCAAGGCCAAGUGAGGCAGGGGGAUUUGGAUGUUUGGGGUUGAAAGGAGGGACCUGAAACUGAACACUAUAUAAGCUUCUAUCAUUUUUUGUUAUCACUCUAACAAACAAAGAAAUUACAUAUAUAGUGGCUCUCCAGUGUGCACAUUUCACUACAGCUUCUGGACUAGGAAGAAGCAGCAGAGGUCUUAGUCUCCUUUUUCCUUCUCACUCAGUUCCCAUGGUUGUGGGGGAAACUGCAGAUACAGAUAUUUUCAUGCCCCUCCACUCUUUCACUGCUUGACUAUGUUGUUUAUAGCCAUUUCACUUUUUUUGUGUUGUACCAUUCAUCUGUUCUUAAUUCCCUUGCAUUAAAUAUGCAUUGUUAAUGUUUAUUCAAAGUAACAUUGCGGACGAAUUUUGAGGGGAGGGGAAAUGAAGGGGGAUGUUCAAAUUUUGCUUUCCCAGCUUCUUUCAUCAUCCUUAGCUUUCAUGGUGCUCUGCCAGUGGUUCCUAUGGUAACAUUCUGCGCUCAUUCCGUUGUUAAAGGAGGAGGCGUUCUAGAGCAGGACACAGAAAGGUUUUCACCCUGCUCAUUGAGAACGAGAUGGAGAAAUCCAUGAAAGAUGGAUUGACCUUAAACUUUGUGUCCAGACAGCUUUUGGGAAUGCGUUGCAGUGGAGAGAAGGGUUCUCAGGCGUUCUGCUUCUGGGAAGCGAUAAGGAUGAUGUGCACAACGUGACACGGUGUGAUGUGAGAGCGCUUGGUUUUCAAAAAACAUAGUUACCCACACUCUCCGUUCUGUUGCUGUCAAAAUGUUUUGUAAUCAUUAAUUCCUACCACUAAUUGCACAGGGGGGUGACUAAUUCUGUAUCGUCUUUUUUUUUAUUGUUUUGAAUGGUCUAUCAGUGCCCUGGAAGUUGGGCGCUGGUUGAGAGCACUUUAACUUAACUGUGCUUAUGUUAGUGGGUGAAGCAGAGGCAAUACAUAAACCUGCUAUACUGGGACCAUUGUUUUUAGGCAUAAACACCCUCCUAUAUAGGAAUAAACACUCUACGUUCACUUUGUCUAGCCCAUAUUGUUCUAGAAAGGUGACCCCGUCAGUGCCAUUGGAUUUGGGUCAAGCUGGCUUGUUUAGCUUGAGUUUGGGAUGAUUUAAUAAUUGAUUAAAGGGAUAGUUCACCCAAAAAUGAAAAUUCUGUCAUUGAUUACUCACCCUCAUGUCCUUCCAAACCCGUAAGGCCUCUGUUCAUCUUCAGAACACAGAUUAAGGUUUUUUUAUGAAAUCUGAGAGACUUCUGACCCAGCAUAGACCGCAACAAAACUACCACUUUCAAGGCCCAGAAAGGUAGUAACGACAUUAAAAUGGUCCAUUUGGCAACAUUGUCCCUACUACCUUUCUGGGUCUUGUGUUGCUGUCUAUGCAGGGUCAGAAAGCUCUCAGAUUUCAUCAAAAAUAUCUUAAUUUGUGUUCCGAAGAUGAACAAAGGUCUUACAGGUUUGAAACGACAUGAGGGUAAUUAAUGACAGAAUUUUCAUUUUUUGGUUGAACUAUCCCUGUAAUGAUCUGUAAUACAUUUAUCAGAUUCUUUUUUUUGAAAGCAAGAGUAUAAUCACAUUAUUGGCCCCUAUGCCAAGACCAGCUUCUUUAUCACUUUAGAAUCAGCCAUAUCCGCUCUUGAAUUUCUUUGACUAAAAUGAGAGAUUUCAAAUGCCACAAGGUGUUUUUGAUGAAUGCUUGAAAAAGGAAAAGACAGAUUACUAACUUUCGUGCCGUUUGCCCCAUCUGGUUAGUCUCAAAAAAGACUUGGAUCACUUUAGCAGUGUGCCUUCAUACAUCUAAAGCUUUUAGUUCAUCAUAUGGUGCAUUCAGUGGAUGUUACUAACAGUGGUCCAAUUGGAAAAAACAUGUUUUCCAAUGACUGUUUCUACACUGAGUGCCAAUGGCGCUGUGAGACAUCCUCUUCAUGGGCCUGGUGCUGAUGUGUGAUGUAUUUUGAGUACUGCUAGGGAUAUGACUAUUGAUUCCCGCAUCUUUCUGACUUAUUUUCAAUUGAUGAGAUCAGGUAGAACUGUCAAAUGCUCAGCUCAGGCUCACAACACCUGAACAGCAGUGUGGUACCGUGCAACUAUAACCAGCUUUGUGUGCUUGUGUGAGUGUGUUGCACUGCCCCUGACCUCCCUGUCAACCGCAAGAGACUUCUGCUGACAUGAAAAGUUUUGUUAUCCAUUCCUCCCAGGCAACACUAAUCCACAGUCUAUCCUGAUGCAUUUGAAGUCGUCUUCCUGCACGUUAUCCCGCUGAGUCUUUUUCCUUGCACAAGAAAGGAUGUCAGGGUCAUCCCGGGAAGAUUUCAAAGACCUGAGGAGAGAACUCUGGGGCGACGCUGACUCACCACUGUGUGGUUUGUUCUCCAUCACCUCCUCUCUUUCUGUAAGGUGUGGUACAAAUUAGUGCAAUUUAGACAGAGCUUUGGCCUAGAUGGAGGUUGUGAAGCAGGUUUCAGGUUGACAUGGCAUCUGAAGGGGCCAGCUGUCCUGCUAACCACUCACCUGUGAAAGUGUCAUGACUGGCUUCGCUCCAGACACUCCUCACUGCACUAACUCAUGAAACUUGACGUGUACCUACCUAUACCUGUGUGUACCAAUUUUCAUCAGGGGUGGAACAUUUGCUCAGUCAGAUGGGGCCAGAGAUGGGGUCCUGGUGCCUCUUCUCUCUCCCCCAUUUUUCCCUAGUUUUAUUAAAGACGUAAUGGAUUAAAAUAGAUAUCUAUCUAUCUAUAUAUAGAGAUUUUGAAAUGAAAUAUUUUUAAUAUUAGUAACUGUAAAGAAAUGCAAUAAUGUUCUUGGGCUUAGCUCUAAUGGUGACCCUUGUGAAAACUGAUGUGAAUUGUCUGGGAAGUCGAUCUCCUUUGAAAUUGCCUUCAGGUUAGGAUCAUGUUCACAUCAUGGGAAAAACGGACAUGGUGCAAUGUGUUAUAAAGGUAUGAGAGAGAUACUAUAGAUUAAUGUGACCAAAGGUUUAAGUUUGGUGAAAAAUUGUCAAUGCGAUAGCUUUUAGAUACCAUCCUCACAAAAUGAUUACAAAUAUGUUCCAAGAUAAACAUUUUCAAAGUUAAAAGGGCCUUGUUUAAGACCCCAAAGGUGCUAAUUGGCUAACUAUAUAGAUUUAUUAACUUUCAGAAGUGCCUAUUUAAAAAUUUUCUUACCCUUUUCUUAAGUCACUAGUCUGGAUAAUUUGCAUGUUGCAGCAAAUCAAAAUUCCCUGUUGUAGAAUCUACAACAAAAACAUAUGCAUUAGUUUUAUUUGUUUUUAUACAAGCGUGUAGUUGGGUUCCACAAGAAAGUUGAAAAUCUCUCAAAGAAUUAGCCUGCACAAAGCUUUUAAUCUCCAAUAUUUUAGUGCCCAGUUUCAGGUCUGGAUUUGCUAUCAGAACAAUGUAGUUAAAGAUGAUUAUUAAAUAUUUCUAGACCAUCAGGUGUAUGAUUGACUCAAGUGAUCAGUCAGCAUGGAUGGAGACUGUUGAAAAGUCGUGAUUCUCAGAUGUGAUACUAAGGCUUAGAUUGGCAGCGUGUGGCUUCACGAUAUAUGCCUAUCAGUAAGCUGGUGUAGCUGGAAUAUAUUUUAGAAAAUAACAAGACUAUGUUAAAAUAUUAGAGAGAAAAUUAUUUUGUGUGCAGAGCCUUGUACAUUACCAACAGGAAAGGUUUUCUGUUCAAUGUUAUUUGAUGUUCACAAACUAUAGGGAGGUUGUGUUUGACAAUGUUUAGACAGAAAUAAAAGACUGGCUGUCUGACUUGUAUUAAAUUCUGUUGAAUCUGUUUCAGAUUCACUACAUCACAAGCAUCAUUAUGGUAACUAUGUUACUGUAAAGCUUUAUAUGCAUAUUUGUUUUAGAGAAAGGGGCUGAAGGUGAAGUUUAGGACUGGGAUGAAUUUUGCGCCACCCAUGACCUGCCUCUGUAUUUCUGAUUGGACCCUUUGGACUAGCCCCUCAAAACACUUGCUGAAACAUGCACCAUGGAUUAUCUGGAGUGAUGUGCUUAUCACUGUCUCUCACCAUCUUUCAUGUUUCUAUUAUUAUUUUUUUUUAUACACUGCCCAAGGUUUUUACUGUACGAUGUAAUUACUUGCACUUGAUGCCCUUUCUCUUAUCUUUCCUUCAUUUUCUCUAAUGUACAGUUAAUGGUCCCUACUCCCAGGCUGUUACUAAGUUGCUCUGUUGUACUAUUUGGUUUGACUUUGGGUUACAGUUUGCUGUUUUUGGGGGGCAGAGGGUUGCAGCUCAGCAUGCCCCUCUUUCACCAGUACCUGUCACUCUUGGUGCUCUUGGCUUAUGCUUCAUUGUCUUAAUAUUCAAAAAUAAAAGUGUUGUAUGUGUAA
This is a messenger RNA of Cyprinus carpio (common carp), 6423 nucleotides long. Its product is annotated as suppressor of cytokine signaling 5-like. The coding region runs from base 496 to 2076 and encodes 526 amino acids. Lineage: Eukaryota; Metazoa; Chordata; Actinopteri; Cypriniformes; Cyprinidae. The record is from RefSeq and is a predicted model, not a curated record. Gene Ontology annotation, cellular component: phosphatidylinositol 3-kinase complex. Gene Ontology annotation, biological process: phosphatidylinositol phosphate biosynthetic process; intracellular signal transduction. Gene Ontology annotation, molecular function: 1-phosphatidylinositol-3-kinase regulator activity. The transcript is spliced from 2 exons.